AGUAGGCGGGGCCUGAUCGCUGUCAGAUGCAGUGGGCGGGGUAGUCGGGCACGGUGCCCGGUGUUAUGGCGGCGGCUGUGGGUUCUGUGAAUGAAUUCUCCGGGCGCAAAAGGGAAAAAGAAGAAGCCGGCGACCCCAACGGCAGAUUCUGGUCCCGGGCCCCCAGCCUGCUCGGAGACUUCGCUGCAUAAGCGGAACGUGUACGUGUUCUCGUACCCGCUGCUCGCCGUCUUCUCUCUGCUUCGUUUCCUCGCCUUCCAGCUCGGCUUGCUGUUCGCCUGGUGCUGCGAGCGGCUCUCCCGCAGAGUCAUGGCGGACAAGAAGAACGCGGCGGCCCUCAGGGAGCAGGGCGCCCACUCUGUCAGGACGGCCUCUGCUCAGGACAGGCCGGGCAAUGAGCCUGAGGUGGUGCGGGCCUUCCACCAGCAGGCCUUCCAGUACAUCUCCAUGGCGCUCCGCAUCGACGAGCAGGAGAAAGAUCAAAAGGAUCAAGCUGUAGAAUGGUACAAGAAAGGAAUUCAGGAACUGGAGAAAGGAAUUGCAGUACCAGUCAAAGGGCAAGGUGAACAAUAUGACCGAGCACGACGUCUACAAACUAAAAUGACAACAAAUCUUCUAAUGGCAAGGGAUCGGUUACAGUUAUUGGCAAAGCUGCAAGCAGAUACACAAGGUCAGAACAAGCAAAUGGAAGUGUGUAGUGAAAAUACUAACCUGCCUUUACGCAAUGGACUUCUGAAGCCAGAAAGGGGUGCAGUUCCAAAAAAGAAAGAUGCAGUCUCCAUCGCAAGUAAUUCCCUUCCUCGUGCAAAAGCCACACCCAAAGCUGUAUCUCCAGUAGUUUCCCAUUCACCUAGGAUACCCAACAGUUCCAGUUCCUCCUCCUCCUCCUCCUCGCAUAGGCCAGUCUCUCAUACAGCUACUAGGGGAGCAGGUGUAAAAAGCACUAGACCAAAUAAGCCAACAACACCUAAUACUGGACUCAGGAAAAAAGAUAUGAAGAAUUUAAAAAAUGUAGAUAGCAACCUUGCAAAUCUUAUUUUGAAUGACGUUAUAGACAGCAGCCCAUCAGUUAAGUUUUCUGAUGUAGCUGGACAAGAAUUGGCAAAACAAGCACUGCAAGAAAUCGUGAUACUUCCUUCUAUUCGCCCAGAGCUUUUCACUGGCCUCAGAACUCCCGCUCGAGGGUUAUUGCUAUUUGGCCCUCCUGGAAAUGGAAAGACUAUGCUGGCAAAAGCAGUGGCCGCUGAAUCAAAUGCAACAUUUUUUAAUAUAAGUGCAGCAAGUCUCACUUCAAAAUAUGUAGGAGAAGGUGAAAAAUUAGUGCGGGCACUUUUUUCUGUGGCAAGGGAACUCCAGCCAUCUAUUAUUUUUAUUGAUGAGGUUGAUAGCCUUUUAUGUGAAAGAAGAGAAGGAGAACAUGAUGCUAGCAGACGAUUAAAAACUGAAUUUUUGAUUGAGUUUGAUGGGGUACAGUCUGGAGGGGAUGAUCGAGUCCUCGUCAUGGGGGCUACUAAUAGACCUCAAGAGCUGGAUGAAGCAGUUCUCAGACGAUUCACAAAAAGGGUUUAUGUCUCAUUGCCAAAUGACGAGACAAGGCUUCUGCUUUUAAAAAACCUUUUAAGCAAGCAAGGGAACCCACUGACACAAAAAGAAUUGGCUCAGCUGGCCAGGCACACUGAAGGAUACUCUGGCAGUGAUCUAACCGCACUGGCUAAGGACGCUGCACUUGGGCCUAUAAGAGAACUGAAACCAGAGCAAGUGAAAAAUAUGUCAGCCAGUGAGAUGCGCAACAUCAAAUAUUCGGACUUCAUGAGCUCAUUAAAGAAAAUAAAAUGCAGUGUUAGUUCUAAUACCCUGGAAUCAUACAUUCGAUGGAAUACAGAAUUUGGUGAUACCACAGUUUGAAAGACAAAACUCUGGUCAAAGGGUCCUCAAACCUGUUGCUUAAUGGCAAAUGUGAUCCUGGAAGCCUUCAGAGAGAUUUCAUUAAAAAAAAAAACUGGAACUUAAAAGAAAUCUAAAAAAAUGACGCUUACCUGUGUGCACUAAAUCUUUAGAAACCUAAUAGGAAAGUGAAAACGAUAAUUCUUUUAAAUGGCGUAUUAACAGGAUGUUUCGGUUUUACUUAUAUGGGGCUCUCUGUCAUCCAAAUCUGCGGAAAGAUUGUCCUUACCAGAUCAGCAAUGACUUUACUAGAUGGGGUAGUGGCAACUUUCCUUUUAUGCUGUGUUUAUAAGCUCGUGAGCGCAAAAGGAAUACUGGGUGUAGGAAGAUCUGUGCCUUGCGUACACGUUUUUUUUUUGUGCCUGCCCAUCUUUUUAAUAACCUAAUACUUCCUUGGUAUUUACCAACUGUGACUGUUUGUAAAUGUGUGUGUUCAUUCUGCAAUAAGACGGCUAAAGAAAAUAUUUGCUUUGCCGGAGUGGUGGUCAUUUUGCUUAAUGUGCCAAAGGAACCCUUGUGGUGGCACAGAAAAUGAAAGCGAACAAAAGCACAUGAAUACAAUGUGAAGCGGCUAACUUGUUUUGUUCUAUGUUCUUCAGCCCUGUAGCCCUCCUCACAUGUGAAUGUCUAGCGGGAUGCGGUUUGUCAGAUUAAGUGUCCGUUUAAUUCUAGCAUCUUGAAAAAUGCAUGAUUUCUUCUCCAAUGUUUUGAUAAUUUAAUUUUUUCAAAAUAACUUUUCAAAAACAUGACUGCCGUAUAUAAGAUUGUUGAAAUUGUUCUGCCAUUUUUGGAAAUAUAAAUGAUCCAAAAAAACUUUUAGAAAUCA
Messenger RNA from Rana temporaria (common frog), 2770 nucleotides. RefSeq names its product spastin (gene SPAST). Bases 91 to 1905 code for a protein of 604 amino acids. The record is from RefSeq and is a predicted model, not a curated record. NCBI's taxonomy places the organism in Eukaryota, Metazoa, Chordata, Amphibia, Anura, Ranidae. Gene Ontology annotation, molecular function: ATP binding; ATP hydrolysis activity; microtubule severing ATPase activity. The transcript is spliced from 17 exons. Gene Ontology annotation, cellular component: microtubule cytoskeleton.